This is a messenger RNA of Bombus pyrosoma, 5017 nucleotides long. RefSeq lists its product as uncharacterized. Lineage: Eukaryota; Metazoa; Arthropoda; Insecta; Hymenoptera; Apidae. Gene Ontology annotation, cellular component: plasma membrane. The transcript is spliced from 7 exons. The coding region runs from base 1462 to 2202 and encodes 246 amino acids. The record is from RefSeq and is a predicted model, not a curated record.
CUCAUGAGCAAACAAACCCCUCAGAUCUUUGGCUCUGAUUCUAUUCUAAGCAGACGUCCGUGUAUUUCCGCUUGUCUUCGACGGUUCAGGGCGAGAGUAGCAUCGACGGAAAUUUAGGAACGCUGUAACUUCGUGUUUCGCCGUUAUAUUCGACGGCACGGUACAAAAUUGUGGAUUUCGUUGACAAAACAAAUAAAUUCACACGUGACUAUGCACGUCUAGGAUGAUUGUUCACAUUUCACGUUUUUUCCAUUGAGAUUAUUCUUCCUAAUCCUGCGUUUUCUGAGAACAUGACAACAAAAUUCUACACUUGGCAUGGUGCAUUAUUUAAUUUGGCUGCUUCGAGGAGUUGACGUGCUGUAACCUUGUAGUAAAGGCGAAUAGAAUGAAAUUGAUACGUUUCGGCAGAAGGUCCAGCUCUUGCCAAAUUAUUUCAGGCACGUAGUAGUAUAAUUUACUUAUAUAUGUUUCUUCGUGCUUUGCAUUGUCGUUUUUCAAACCACAAACUCGUAGUUUUUUUGUCUGCAUAGGAGAUACUGCGUUAUUUCACUGUAUAUCAGAAUAUUACAAAGUUGAUAUCAUUAACUUAAUUGUAAGGAGUUCCAUUCAAUUAUUAUGCAGUCUGGUCCCUGAAUGGCUCACAUAUCAAAGUUUGCGGCAAUAAAACGGGUAAAUAAUUAAAAUGGGAGAUAUGACAGUAGCUCACAAAUUAUUCUUGACUACGCCCAACUCUCAGCCAUAAACCCUAAAGACACUUAAAGCCAAGGAAUUUUAAAAUUAUACUGGCGUGCGAGCCACUCAACUUCGCUCAACUCAACACUAAAAUAUUACUAUACAACGUCUUGUUAAACAACAUUUCAGGAAACUGUGAAACUACGUGAAUUCAAAGUGAUCGUAAGAAGAAACUUUCUUUUUGAAGAGUUAUAAAGAAUUAAAAUUAUAAUCAUCGAAAUACAGAACAGAAGAAAAGAAAUGGAAGCUACUGAGUGGAAUAUUACUGGGGAAAGUUACACAAAUGAUCGAAAUGAAUGCCUGAAAGAAAUAACGAAGAUGUUCGAGAAUUAAAGAGAAGGAAAGCAAAGAAGUUGAAACCUUUCAGGAAGCUUCUCAUUGAUUCCUGUAAAAGUAAAUCUCGAACCAAUCAGAACAACUAUGUAAAUGAAUUUCUAAAGAUUUAAUACAAAUGUCACUGUAAAUUUCACGUCUAAUGAAAUAUUGACAAUUUCUUUAUAAGAAAACAGAUUCAGUAAAUAUUAAGAACAUUCGGAAAACCGACAAGUACAUAAUUAGAUAUUAGUUUUAUCAAAACUUUUCUGUGCCAUCUGAAAACGUCAGCUCUGAAUAUGUAACGAAUGCAAUAUGGUAGCGCAGUAAGCAAAGUGAUUAAGUCGGACCACAAAGGAAAAGUAGACCGUUACGUCUGCCAAAUAGGAACUCCAGGUAUUCAAAGGAUUGAACAAAAUGGCGAGUCGAAUGAAAGCGUUAUACAAUCAGGUAAUCUUCGAGAGGCGAAUUCUUCUUGGUUGUACUGUUCUCGUUGGCCUGUCAGUGUGCAUAUGGUCGAUUGCCAUUGGAACCGAUCACUGGUUCACAGUCGAAGCACCGGAUGAAGGAGGUUUACCCCUUGGGGAUCCAAGCAAAGGUAGACGAUUAAUCUACAAGCAUAUGGGUCUCUGGAGAGGCUGUGUGGAAGGGACCAAGCCACAGUCAGAAAACUCCACCGAAAUGAUCCCCUACAAGGAGUGCAAGAAUCAGGACAUGUUCCCAACCGAGAAGCAGUUCAAAUUGAACCCGGGAUUAAACACCGUAGUCAAUUAUUCGAGGACACAGGCAUCGUUCGCGAUAAUCAGCCUGUUCGUGAUGAUAAUGGGCUUUUCUUUCUCGAUCUACACGUUUCGUAAUCCACGAUAUAUGUUCAAACGAUUGGCUGGUGGAAUACAUUUCAUUAGUGCCGCUUGUAACAUGGUGGUGAUACAAGUGCUUCUGUCCUCGAUCGAGUUCGAAAGCAAACAUGUACACACAACAUUUCCAAAGGGUGCAACCAUGAGGUACGACUUUUCUCUGAUUCUGGCCUGGAUAGUAUUUCUCUGCAACCUGUUCGCGGGUUGUGCCUUUAUGGUGUUCUCUAGGAAGCGGAAGAGGGACAAGGCACCGACGGAAGAAAUUGCGAUGGCUGACGAACCGACCAUAAUCGGUCGUUGAUUCGUCUUCGAUUAUUUCCUAAUAAUUGAUAAAUUCGACGUACAUUGUUGGAGACUGUCGCCUGUGCGAGAGGAAAUUUGUGAUUCAUGGAGUGAAUUCGAUGAAAGUAAAAGACGCGAACGUACUACAUAUCGUACGUAACGAAAUCAUGUGGAGACAAUCGUUUAAAGAUUGCUUGAAACGAUAAGCGAACGAUAGCAAGCUUGUAGUUGUAAGUGUCUUAAGAAAAUGUUUUAAGAAAAUGGAUAAAGUGCUGGAUGCAUUUUGUGACGAAAAGAAGAAGAAAUUGGAUAUCGGUGCAUUUGUAGAGUAAUUUUAAUUCUGAUUAUCUUCAUGGUUAAAUAACUAACUUUCGCAUACAUUUCUCUAUCCAAUUCGUCAACAUUGUUAACGUUAUUGUUAAAAGACAGAACGUAAAUGUACUUCGAUAUUCAAUUUUCCAUCUCCCCCAGGUGGUUGGAUUAAUCGAUGCUAUUGUAUCGAUACUCUAAGAGAAAAAUGUAUUGAACAUUUCGUAAACAAGAUAGAAAUAAUUUAUUGACAACAGAUACUAUUUUUCUAUCAUAUCGGAAUAUGGAAGUUCAGAAUACUGGGACCAUUUAACAGAAAUUGAAAUAUCCCUCGUCGAAUAUCUGCCAAAACGAGCGUAAUAAAUUUGACGUAAAUAACAAUUCUAAAAGCAACUUGUCUGCAAGGCGUUGAUAUUAAAACUCGGCCCGAAGCAAAGCUUUCAAUGGACGAUUACACGCGUAUUUGAAUAAAUGGUAACUGAGUACGAAAAUAAGAUAUUAUAUACAACAAUCAGAUUCUGAGAUAACCACCAAACUAUUUAUUUUUUUACACGAAAGUGUAUAUUUUUCUACCUUCUUCAACAAUAUACUCGAGAACUUUAAAGACUAGAGAUAUAGUAAACGAGAAAAUAUUUUGGAUCUUCUCGACGUAAUUUGCUAUAUGUAUAUGUAACAAUGUUAAAAAGACAAUAUUUCUGUAUAAAUAGAUAUUCGAUAUUCUAGGUGAAACUCGGUGUCGAAAUUAUGCCCAAAGAAGAAGAUAGAUAUUUAGAAAUAGGAAUGCCGAAACAAUUAGUAGUUACCCUUAUUUUCUGUGCAAUCUACCAAGUCUAGAAACUAUUUUGGAAUAACCUUAUACCAUAAGUGAAAGCUGUCGUAUUAAUUAAACUCAGAGAACAACGUUCAAUUAUGAAACUUCACGAACCAGCAAUUUUGGGGGAGUUAGGAAUGGAAUUAUUUCGAGAUACACGAGAAUAUUACAAGUUCUUGGAUAGAAUGGAGUUAUUGUUAGUUACGCGAAUUAAAACAAGUUUAAUUAGCAAUUGACUAAUUGCUAAUAAGUGCGAUAUAUUCGUAUGUAAUAUACGUAUAAUUUUGAAAAUCUCGAUGUUUAACAGAAGGAAGAGUGUCGCUUACUUUUGCCAAGGUCCAUAAUUUCAUUACGCGUCUAAAAAAUAAUUUAUGUACUUAAAAAGCUUACGCUUAAGUUAUUUAAUUAUUAUUACAUAACAUUAGUUAUUUAAUUAAGGAAUAAUAAUUAAAUUAUUGUUUAUCAAAAGCAAGCAAUUAAGAUGCGUAAAAGACUUAAGGAUCUGAGCAAAGUUACGAUGAUUAUUAGGUAAAUUUACGAUUCUAGUCAUCAAAGAUGCUACACCAAUUGUACAAUGACUAAGCGAAUGAAAUAUUUGCACAAAAGUAUGCUUAAUAUCAAGAUAUUCCGCUACUUCAAAUGAUUAUUUAUUAAGUACCACGAUGUUAGUCGAUAGAGAUUUAAUAUUCAAUCGUACAACUUUUACAUUAUUAUUUAUCUUAACACUCGUUAAGGGCACGUUAAUCAAAGUUCAAAGACAUGAUUCUUCAUGUAAAAGAUUAUAGAAGAUUAACUCUAUGUAAAUAAUAUCAAUCUUUAUCUCUCGAUAAAUUGAGAAUGGUGCAAGGGAAAUAUUAUCGAACUGUAAAUUGUUUCUCUACUUACUUACUCGUACAAAGUGUUCGUGUUUCAAGCAUACAUUUUUUCGAAACGAGAUAUCUGCUUUUUGCACUAUUCUCAUUUUCAAGCGUUCGAUUACAGGAAGUUUCAGCAACUUUCUGGGAUCCUGAGAAUCGCGAUUUCUACGACGAUGAUUCCUCAUCAUCUUAUUCAUGGCAUAAAUCCAUACGCACAUUUGAGAACUCGCGAGUAAGUAUUACUUGAACGAGUCUUUUUACGUCUGCAUAAAAGAUGAAUUUGCGCCAUCGAUAUCACUUAUAUUGUUAUCUAAGAUGUAUCGCUCUUUGUGGUUGUUUGAAUUUUAAGAAUUUUAUUGUCCUCCGUACAAAAGAUUAUGUAAAUCAAAGUUCGCUAAUUAAAAUUCUGGUUCUGAUUUCACAACAAAUAUACUAAUUGUUCAUCGUAACAAUUAAAAAAGAACGUACAAAUACAUAUAUAUAUAUACACAUAGUGCCAGUAUAACUCGAGAAAUUAAAUACGAAUUAACGGAAAUUAAUGUAAAAUAACGAGAACGUGAUUUCACAAUUUGUUUUAAUUUACAAAACUAACGCAGUCUCGUUAUCGUUUAAAGUUCUUGUACUAUUUGAAGAACAGAUCGAUUAUUUUAUAUAGAUUAGCGAACAUUGAUUUCAGAAUGAACUGCACAAAAGUGUCUGAUUGAAAGUUCCUUCGCCUUUUGCUUGUUGAGUAUAAGCAGCUGCCCACGCGUUCUGAUAAAAGACAUUUACUUUAUACACGUGUACAAGACCAUGAAAAUAAAUGUAAUUGCUCUUUUCCACGAUCGAAAUAAAGGGUAUUCACAAGUACGGUAAAA